Annulohypoxylon truncatum is the source of this 1521-nucleotide messenger RNA. RefSeq names its product putative hexose carrier protein. Gene Ontology annotation, cellular component: membrane. The transcript is spliced from 9 exons. Gene Ontology annotation, biological process: transmembrane transport; carbohydrate transport. Bases 1 to 1521 code for a protein of 506 amino acids. Gene Ontology annotation, molecular function: carbohydrate:proton symporter activity. Lineage: Eukaryota; Fungi; Ascomycota; Sordariomycetes; Xylariales; Hypoxylaceae. The record is from RefSeq and is a predicted model, not a curated record.
AUGUUGAAACGAACACCAACUGGAACAUGGCUCCCGGCGUGGGUACCGGAGUCAACUUUGACACUCUCAUUCUUGUUGUUGUUCUGUUCAACUGUUCAGUCAUCUACUGGCGGGUAUGACGGCUCUAUGCUUAAUGGGCUGAAUAUUCUGCCCAGUUAUACGGACUAUUUCCAAUUGACACCAGCCACUACGGGGUUAAAUACGGCUUCCGUCUUCAUCGGUUCUACCUUAGGAACUCUCAUUGCGGGCGUGUUGACUGAUACGUGGGGGCGCCGUCCAACCAUCUUUUGGGCGUCGGUCUUCACAUUGGUCGGCGUUGCGCUUCAGACCGCCGCGCAGAACAUCGCAAUGUUUGUCGUUGCCCGCAUCGUCCUCGGUUUUGGAAGCGCUCUCUCCGGUGUUUCCUCCGGUGUGUACUUAUCCGAAGCGUUUCCUAGCCGAUGGCGUACAUGGGGUGUCGGAUUAUUGAAUGAUUUCUAUUAUGUUGGUGCCCUUAUUGCCGCCGGAGUGACCCUUGGAACUGGACAAUGGCAAUCGACGUGGGCGUGGAGGGCACCAUCCUUGAUCCAGGGAAUAUUUUCCGUGCUUUGCAUCGUCAUUUUGCCUUUCGUACCUGAAUCACCUAGGUGGCUAGUUCACGAGGGAUACUUCGAAUAUGCGCGAACCUCGGUCGCUCAAACUAACACCAACGGCGACCCGCUAGACCCUGUCGCAAUCGCCAUAUAUAAGGAGAUUCUUGACGCACUCGAGUGGGAGAAGAAAGAAGGCCGGACGAUGAGUCCGAAAGAAAUCUUUAAGACACCAACAGUGAGGAAGCGACUGCUCAUCGGAAUGUCGGCCGGACCUUUCUCCUGCAUCGCCGGCAACAUCAUUGCUUCUUACUAUCUUAAUAAUGAAUUAACGAUGGCGGGGAUUUCCGAUACAAAUGAUCAACUAAAAGCCAACGUCGUCUUGAACGUCUUCUGUCUUCUAUGCAGUCUUAUAGGAUCGUACCUUUCUGGCAAGGCUGGCAGGAAACCCACAGCGAUUAUCUCUCAGACCCUCCUUAUAAUAUUUCUAUUUGUAAUUGGAGGUCUAACAAAAGUCUAUGGAGAUAAUCCUUCGGGUGCUUCUAAGAGUCUUGUCUACGGGAAUGUGGCCGUCAUCUUCCUCUUUCAGGGCGCAUACUCGCUCGCCUGGACUCCUUUACUGUACUUGUAUCCGCCGGAAUAUUCAAUUCGAGCUAAUGGUUUGGCUUUCUCAUCCCUAUCGCUAAAUCUACUCGCAUGCGUAUUGGUGUAUGUCAUGCCCAUCGGCUUGACUAACAUCGGAUGGAAAAUGUAUAUGAUCAACGGAUCAUGGGAUAUUAUUGUUUUAGUACUUAUCAUCGUCUUUUGGAUUGAGACGAAGGGACGCACAUUAGAGGAAAUAGAUGCAAUCUUCGACGGCGAAAAGCAUUCUUCUGUCCCUGACGUAGAAAUGGUAAGAACAGGGCAAGCCACGAUAGACGUCGGCGCGAUUGAGCAACAGCUUAAGUCUUGA